CUAUAAAGCUCACAGCGCAAAGGGGCAAAGGAGCAGGUAGAGGGAGUAGGAAGAGGAUAUUUCAAGCGCGCCUUUUAGGAAGCAAAACAGAAAGUUGGAAAGAGCGUCUCAGGCAACCGAAAGUAGUCACGGUGCUUACAAGAGCUGCAGGAGAUUAAAUAAGGAAGAGAAAGUGGAAAGUUGGGAAACAAGUGAACAGUUAAGAGAAGGCGGAGUGUGUCUUAUUUGUGUAUCUGUGUGUGUAUGUGUGUGUGUGGACGACUGACACAGGCAAAACAAAGAAAAAAGGAGGUCACAAGUCUAGCCUGUCUAAACCUGUCUCCAUGCUAUGCAACUAAAGCAGUGCUAGAGACACAAAGACACAGAGACACAGAGACAGAGCUGGCCACUUCACUUCAGCACCAUGUUGAUGAAAGAGUACAGAAUAUGCAUGCCUCUCACAGUGGAGGAGUACCAGAUCGGGCAGCUCUACAUGAUCAGUAAGCACUGCUGUGAGCAGAGUGGAGGAGGGGAGGGAGUGGAGGUGGUGAAGAAUGAGCCUGAGGUGCACCCACAGUACGGCAACGGUCAGCUGACGGAGAAGAGGAUCUACCUCAACAGUAAACUGCCCGGAUGGGCCAAAGCCUUUGUGCCGCGCUUCUUCUAUGUGACAGAGAAGGCCUGGAACUUCUACCCCUACACAAUCACAGAGUACUCGGUAUCAUUCCUGCCCAAGUUCAGCAUCCGCAUUGAGACCCGAUUUGAGAACAACAAAGGCGAUAACCACAAUGUGUUUGGGGACAAUCCCACCCCAUCGGAGAACGUCGUUUUCCUGGACAUCCUCAGCGACCCCAUCCCCGACAGGCACUACAAAGAAGCAGAGGACUUGAGUCGGUGGCAGUCGAGUAAAACGGGCCGAGGUCCUCUGGAGAAGGGCUGGGUGGAGGAAAACCAGCCCAUCAUGUGCUCCUACAAACGGGUCCAAUGCAGCUUCGAGGUCUACGGCUUCCAGACCAAGACGGAAGAGUUCAUCCACAGAAACAUAAAGGACAUUCUCUUGCUCGGACAUCGACAAGCGGUGGCCUGGAUCGACGAAUGGCACGGACUCACUCUGGAGCAGGUGCGGGAGUACGAGCGCAUCAUGCAAGAGAAGACCAACUGCAAAGUCAAAAGUAACACAGGCCCCCCGCAAGCCUCUCGCCCCACGUUCUCUCGCUCCAUCUCAGUGACGGACGAGCUUUCACUGAAGAAGAUGGGAGUGCCGACCGCAGUCAUGCCUGACUCCGCCCCCUCAACGCCGCACGGCCACGGUCGCCUCAACUCUACACCUGAAUGAGUCUCCUACAGCGCAAGGACACCUAUAGAAGACACUGGACAAUUCGAUACUGUGACUAUCUUGGUUUUCUACGCUAAAAAUCUCUUCAAAAAUGGUCACGUCAGUUACUUUUUCCCCAUACACAUAUACACUGAUACUGGUCAGCUAAAACUGCAUACUUUUAGUACUUUUACAAGACAAAUGGGUCUGGAAUUUCAGAUGGCCGUGAUUGACAAACAUGGCAGCAAACAAAAGGAUGAGAUGGAUUUCAGCAGAAUGAAUAAGCAAAGCACUAAACUCUUAUAUAUCUGAGGUUAAAGAGCUAUUUAUUUUGUUUUAAAUUAUGCAAUAUUUUUAAAGUUACCAUCUGUAAGUUUAUUUGUUUUGUUUUUACCCGUAGCUGGAUGUUAAGCUCGGCUAAUGGAGACUCUAAUAAUAAGCUAAACGAAACUCCGCCAAUGCAGCCAGGUGUUUAAUGGUCUCGAAUUAGGGCAGAGGCUGGUGAUGUCACAGGCCUCCUCAAAUCUAUUGGCCAUUGGAAGCAGCACACACAUAGAUUUGGCCAUUUCUGGACCACACAUCUGCAAAUGAACAUAGUUAGCACUAAAAUGGUAAAAAAAAUAAAAAUAAUAA
Messenger RNA from Boleophthalmus pectinirostris (great blue-spotted mudskipper), 1927 nucleotides. RefSeq names its product phosphatidylinositol transfer protein cytoplasmic 1b (gene pitpnc1b). Gene Ontology annotation, cellular component: cytoplasm. Lineage: Eukaryota; Metazoa; Chordata; Actinopteri; Gobiiformes; Gobiidae. The transcript has 10 exons. Gene Ontology annotation, molecular function: phosphatidylinositol transfer activity; phosphatidylinositol binding. Bases 404 to 1315 code for a protein of 303 amino acids. The record is from RefSeq and is a predicted model, not a curated record. Gene Ontology annotation, biological process: phospholipid transport.